This is a messenger RNA of Leguminivora glycinivorella, 726 nucleotides long. RefSeq lists its product as uncharacterized. Bases 1 to 726 code for a protein of 241 amino acids. The transcript has a single exon. Lineage: Eukaryota; Metazoa; Arthropoda; Insecta; Lepidoptera; Tortricidae. The record is from RefSeq and is a predicted model, not a curated record.
AUGGUGAGUUUCGACGUGGAGUCGUUAUUCACCAAUGUUCCAUUAAGGGAGUGUCUGGGCAUUGUUAAGACGAAACUCGUGGAGAACGGUCAUCCUGAGGGGUACGUCACGCUGUUGGAGCAUUGUCUGGAGGGGAAUUAUUUCCUCUACCAUGGACAGUUUUAUCUGCAGGUGGAUGGAGUAGCAAUGGGCAGUCCAGUAGCCCCAGUAAUUGCUAACAUAUGGAUGGAGCAUUUUGAAGAGUUAGCAUUACGCUCCGGACCGCCUGUGAUUACACUGUGGAAGAGAUACGUAGAUGACGUGUUCUGCAUUUUGAGGGGCAGCUCCGAUACAGUGGAACGGUUCGUUGACCAUUUAAACUCCAUCCAUCCAAAGGUAAAGUUUACCUUCGAGAUGGAGAGCGACAGAUCCCUACCUUUCCUGGAUGUAAAGUUGAAAGCUAAACCAGAUGGAACCCUGGCACACUCCGUAUACAGAAAGCCCACCCACACUGACAGGUACCUGCAAGCUUCUUCCCAUCAUCAUCCGAGACAUCUGCAAUCGGUGGUCACAUCCCUGGUUAACAGGGCUCGAGACUUAUGUGACUCUGAACACUUAGACGAGGAGUUAGCCCAUGUUCAGAAGGUGCUGAGGAAAAAUGGGUAUUUGCAGACAAUCCCGCGCAAGACUAAGAAGGGGAGAGACAUCCGCAGGUUGACAGGCAACCAGCCUUUUUGCCGUAUGUGA